AUGUGGGUCCCUCUUGGUUCCCACAGCAUUCCAGGACCCCUGAGGGGGGUUCAGAGCAUGCCACCCUCGGCCAGUAACUCCCUCGUGCCAGGCUCACCCAGAGCCUCCAGCCCCAGGCUCCCUCCAGGUUCAGGCUCCCUCCAGCACGUGGACCAGGUGUCCCUGGGCGGUGUGGGACGGCUGCCACACGCACCCUGCAAGGGUACGGCAUCAUGUUGUGCUGGGAGGAUUUUCCUGCGUGGCUCUUUGAAUGGCUCCAUCCCCACCUUAGGUCGGGGUACAGGCAUGGAUAACUUCGAGUACAGCAUCCAGCUGAACGACAGGGAAUGGGCUGAGUUCUUCUUGGCCUCAGAGGAGUGCAACCUCGCCCCGGCCUCGCUGGCCACGGCCGAGGAGCAGCAGAAGGGGAAGGAGCCAGGGGCACAGUCCCCAGGGAAGACAAAGGCCACCAAGCCCUCAAAGGCAGGGCAGGCUGGUGGCUUGGGUGUACGUGACGGUGCACCAGUGAUCCCUGACAACGGAGCCGCGGCUCCUUCAGGAGAGGCGUGCCAGGGGAUGCCAGGGAAGCCUCUCCAACCCAAGAUCACGGCAGCUUUCAGAGGGGAUGCUGCUGAGGGAGCCUGGAAGGAUCCUGCAGCUGAGAUCCCUGGAGUUCCUGCAGCUGAGAUCCCUGGAGUCCCUGCAGCUGAGAUCCCUGGGGUUUCUGCAGCUGAGAUCCCUGGAGUCCCUGCAGUUAAGAUCCCUGGAGUCCCUGCAGCUGAGAUCCCUGGGGUUCCUGCAGCUGAGAUCCCUGUGGUUCCUGCAGCUGAGAUCCCUGGAUUCCCUGCAGCUGAGAUCCCUGUGGUUCCUGCUGAGAUCCCUGCGGUUCCUGCAGCUGAGAUCCCCAGGAAGCCCUCAGAGAUCCCCAUGGUUCCUUCAAUUGAAAUCCCUUGGGAGCCUACCCCCGAGAUUCCCAGGAAGCCUUCAUCUGGGAUCCCCAGGUCUCCUCCUAUUGACAUCCCUAGGAAUACUGCAGCUGGGAUCCCCAGGGUUGCUACUCCUGAGAUCCCCUGGAGACCUGCCCCUGAGAUCCCCAGGAAGCUGAGCCCCCCAUGCUUUGCAGAUGGGGCUUCUGCAAGGUCAAACACCCUGGAUGUGACCUGGCCUGAGAUGUAUGACUAUUUUUUCUGUGAUUCCCAAGAGGAAGAAGAACUGGGGAGCUCAGUGGAGGGGCGGAGAUCACCCUUGCAAAGGGAAAUAUCCUGGCCUGAACUGUACGAGUAUUUUUUCAAUGAACCAGAAGGAAACAGGAAAAAAGUCAAAGGUAAAGACAGGAAAAGAAAGAAGUUCAGCAGCUUGGACCACGCUGGGCUGCAAAAUGAGGAUCCCAGCUCAGCUGCAGUCAAGGACACUGUGAUUAUCUCAGUCCCCGAGGUGUGUGAACACUUCUUCCCAGAGACACCUAGGAACAGGAUGGGCUGGAGAGGGAUUUUCUCAAUUGCUCCAGCCUCCGAGGUGAAGAGAGCUGUGAGGGCUCUGAAGUCCCUCCUGCAAAGGCAAAUCCACCCCGACAGUGGCCAAGGCCCAGCCUCCCAGGCUCUGGUGCCGAGAGGAUCCGCAGAGAAGUUCGCCCUCGUCCCACUGGCUCCCCUGGGAAGAGGCCAGGUGUGGCCAGAAGGGACAGCAGAGGAUCCACGAGUGCUGACCCACAAAGACAUGUGCCUGGUGUUCUGUGCCUUUGCAUCCUGGGCAGUGAAGACAUCUGACCUGCAGGCUCCGGAUGCCUGGAAGACCAUGUUCCUGGCAAGUUUUGGCACGCUCUCUGCCAUCCGCUACUUCCGGAGGCAGGUCAGAGAAGGACAACCCCGGACUUAGGCUCAGCCCACACUGGAGGUGCUUCCUGGGGACAGGUGGGCACGGUGGAGGCAGAGACUUGGGACUUUGUUCUUGGACAGUGUGAGAAGCCUGGAUCCCAGCACCAAGACUUCUCUGGACCCAUCCCUACACGGGACAGGACGUCCCAGGAAGCAGGAUCGUUCCGGUGACAGGAAUUGAUGGCACGGUAGGCAGUCGGUACCUGUACUGGAGAAAAGGGGAGCCCAGCCUGGGCUGGCUCUGGUCUUUCCUUGCACUCUCCUGGGACACUCCCUAGGAGCAGCCAGUGUCUGUUCCAGGGCACUGCUUAUCCCUCCUCCCCGCUGAAGUCACCUGGUGGCAAAGGAAGGCACUGACGUGGUGGUGGAGGGAGGUGAGGGCAAAAGAAACUAGGAAAGUGCUUCAUUGGUAUGAAAGAGCUGGGAUAUCUGUGAAGGAAGAGUGGAGAGAGCUUUGGGAAGAGCUGUCUGUCCAAACAUGGGGCUUGGCUAAGCAUGUGCUGGCUGGGCAGCAGCUAAAGGGGGAUGGAGGGGCCGCUCUCCUGGCAGAGCCCAGGGCUCCCAUGUCUGGUUUGGCUCACUGCAGGAGGACUCAUCCUCUUGGAAUUCACUCCUAGAAGUCACAGCUCAGUGUAACAGUUCAGGAGGCUGAGAUAAGGUUUCUGUUGCAUGCAGCCACCUCAGCCCUGCUGAGCCAGAGCCACGUCUGUCCCCGUGGGUGAGGAGCACCCGCUGCAAGGACACAUCCCAAACCCACAGGCAGAGGAUGGACAGGGGUCACACAGCCAGAGCCAGGGAAAGGGGCAGCCAGGAAGGGUUCUGCAGGAGAUGCACAGGAUGGAAAGGGGCAGCAGAGAAAGGGCCUGAGCUCAGGGAAGUCUCAGGAAAGAGCCCUGACGAGGACAGGAGCAUGUCGGAGAGGAGGAAGAAGUACGUGUACGUGUUUGGCUCUGCCCAAACCACACAAAGGGUCUGGAUAUAUGACUUGUUCCCUCUUCUGCCUCCCACCCUGGAGGGGUAAAGUUGGCUGGGGGAGAUGUGGGGUUAAGGGGGUGCUGUGGCUGAGUCUGUAACCUGGGGGCCUGGGAAGGGCUCGAGGGGGCCCAGAAUGGAAGGUGGGGUGAGAAAUAAAAAGGAAGCAAUUCAGUUCCUCCCCUGUCUCCAGUGCCUUCCUCAUCACUCAAGGGCAUUAUUCAUGAGGGUUUUUCUUGACUCCCAAGUCUGGUAACAGCAUGAAUGUGAGAUUAAGCACUCAGGGACCAGAUCCACAAAGGUACUAAGGAAAAUCAUCCCAGAAUACCAGUGUGGAUCUGCCUGUGAGCUUUAUAGGAAUGAUGUUUGUGAUGUUUGUCUCAUGAAACCAGAGAGGGGAGGUUUAGCUCUUUCCUUGUAAUGCAGAGUGCCAUGCAAUUUUAAUGUGUGUAGGGAUGGACUGAAGACCAUGUAUUGUUGCUGAUAAGAGAGCACACUGUGCAAUUGUGCAGUGAGAUAUGUAACUGUAAGUAGUGAGAGAGAUGUACAGGCUCUAUAUGGACUAUAGCAGCUGUAUAUCCAGUAAGAGGAGUUUUGUGGAGGAGAAGAACAGAUAAAACAUGCUGGAAGCUUCUAAUAAAGUUCUAUUUCAUUUACUA
Molecule: messenger RNA, 3484 nt
Organism: Manacus vitellinus (golden-collared manakin)
Lineage: Eukaryota; Metazoa; Chordata; Aves; Passeriformes; Pipridae
Gene: PERM1
Product: PPARGC1 and ESRR induced regulator, muscle 1
Exons: 8
Coding region: 1-1854 (617 amino acids)
Biological process (GO): regulation of DNA-templated transcription; response to muscle activity
Cellular component (GO): nucleus; cytoplasm
Source: RefSeq, a predicted model, not a curated record